Molecule: messenger RNA, 1733 nt
Organism: Diaporthe batatas
Lineage: Eukaryota; Fungi; Ascomycota; Sordariomycetes; Diaporthales; Diaporthaceae
Exons: 1
Coding region: 801-1397 (198 amino acids)
Source: RefSeq, a predicted model, not a curated record
UAUCAGCAGGAGGUUGUCCUAUGUGUGAUUGUCAUAUUUGAUGUUGUAGUAUAGAGGUCUAUCCUCCAAAAAAUUGUCUUAUACUGAUAGAAGAUUAUUCUAUAUGAGGUUUGAGGGGUGAUGCCGCGGUCGCGUAGCAGACAGCCGAGUCAAGCUUGUUUGCUACACCAUCGCAAGGCAAAUAGCCCUAGGGUCCACCGGACCACAGAACUAAAUCCAUAGACUAUGCAAACCGGUUUUCGCCCCGUGGCUUGUAGCGCCUGAGCCCUGGUGGUGAGGCAAACAGCCAAAGGCACGGUGUCAUGAUAAUUGGGAUGGUUGCUUUAACCUCGGGGUAUUUGAGGGCGUACAAAUCGUCUGCACUGGUGUGCCCACACGCGAGAUGUUCAGAUUUUAUCCUCAAGUCCAACUGACAGAUCACUUCCCAUGUCUGAACACAGGCUCCGGCCUCGGUGCGGCGGUCGACUCCUUCCCUUGACACCAGCCCUGGCUCGCAAUGGGCGGAGUUGUGCGCCUUGGAAAUCGAUUUUGGGCUAGAGUACGAAUAUACAGUAGCCAGGCACCAUGAUUGUCUCGGUGCUUUAGCUCCUGGCACCGGGCACGGCUGCCUUGAGCCGUCAUGCGGCGGUUCUAAGCUGAGGUCUAACAGCUUCCUCGGAUGUACGAAGGCAUCCAUUUUUUUUUUCGAGGAAAAGCAACACCGAACCUACCUGACCCCUGAGCUUUCAGACACGAAUAAGCCAUACCCGGACGUUAACAUCAAGGAACAACCCUCGGAUUGGCCGCCCGUAUCAAGAGAUAUGGCGGACGAGAUCGGUACUGAAUGCGACCAGCCACAUCCGAGGCCGCGCAGGAUCAAAAUCCGGAGGCGAUCAACGGGCAUAAGAGACGAGGCCACGCCAAAAGAUGCUUCUGGGGGCUUCCUCCCAACCGGAGACGAAGAAAGACCGACGACAUCGCUCAAGACGGAUGAGCAGGAGGCUGUAGCAAGUCGCGAGCAAGGAUUGGGGGAGCCGCAGAACGAGCUGCACGAGAUUGAAAGAGCGGGCCAAGCCCUACAAACAAGUACGCCCCGGCGCUUGAGUGGCGACAGCGGCCUGGAGAGCCCCCGGCCUCACGUGUGCGACUCUCAAUCCACUGGGCCGGAAGAGGCCAACAACCCCCAGAGCAAUGGCGAAAGAAAUGAAGCCGAUAGCCCAGAUGCAACUGUUCCAGGGGUAAGAUGGAUAUCGCAGGAGGACCUAGAGAAACUCAUACCCCAGGGAGUCGACCUCUUUCAAAGUAGGAGAACCGACGCAAUAUACCAUCUGAACCACCGGGGCGAGAGGGUUUGGGUGGUUGACAAGAACGGGGACUGUGUCAUUGCCCAAACACCACCGGAAGGGGCUGAUGGAUGAGAUGUUGCGUGGAGGCAAAAUGUGUCCCGGUGAGUCGCCGAAGGGGAGGAUUGUCGCGACUCAGGCGGCGGCGAUAGGAUGGAAACCUCGCGCGUGGAUUGUUGUUGUCGUUGUCGUUGUUGUUGUUGUUGGGAGGGCUGCCUCCUCUUGGAGGCCGCAGGGCGUGAAUUAAUUGAGGCGAUGACGAUGGAAGUCGGGGGUGCCGGCCGACAGGCGGGCUGUGGCAUCUUGGACGUGCAGAACGUGGUGCAGACAAACCCCCACGUGCCUGACAAUGGGUGGCUGUGCGGCAAGUACUCCGUACCCGCCGUAAUAAGCUUCCCGCGCCGAGGUCAG